Molecule: messenger RNA, 1028 nt
Organism: Carya illinoinensis
Lineage: Eukaryota; Viridiplantae; Streptophyta; Magnoliopsida; Fagales; Juglandaceae
Product: transcription factor JUNGBRUNNEN 1-like
Exons: 3
Coding region: 35-949 (304 amino acids)
Biological process (GO): regulation of DNA-templated transcription
Molecular function (GO): DNA binding
Source: RefSeq, a predicted model, not a curated record
AGAAAGGAAAUCGAUCGGGACUAGAGGCGUGGAAAUGGAGAGGGAGACGAUGAGUACUGCUCAAGUUAUUGGCAAGAACGAUGAAGUUCUGCUUCCAGGGUUUCGAUUUCAUCCUACUGAUGAAGAGCUUGUUGGGUUUUAUCUUCAAAACAAGGUGGAGAAGAAGCUUAUUAUCAAUCUUGACCACCUCAUCAAACAGAUUAACAUAUACAAUCACGAUCCCUGGGAUCUUCCAAAAGUUGGUAGGGUUGGAGAAAAGGAGGGUUAUUUCUUCUGCAGAAGAGGAAGGAAGUAUAAGAAUAGCAUAAGACCCAACAGGGUCACAGGAUCUGGAUUUUGGAAAGCCACAGGCAUCGACAAGCCCAUAUAUUCUGUUGAUCAAGAACCUCGUGAUCAUGAAUGCAUUGGCCUUAAAAAAUCAUUAGUCUAUUACAGAGGGAGUGCUGGAAAAGGCACCAAAACUGAUUGGAUGAUGCAUGAGUUCCGUCUCCCAGACAGCAAAAGCACCAACCCUAAGAACACAAGUACUCAAGAAGCUGAAGUUUGGACACUUUGCCGGAUUUUUAAGCGAGAUGUUUCUAAUAAAAAGUAUGGAUCAGAGUGGCGAAAGAACGAAAUUUCUAAGCGAAGUACUCCGACUCAUGAUUCAAGCUCAAUUACAUGCAGUUCUGAGUCCAACAGCGGACACAAGUAUUUGAGCUUUGGGGCGCCUUUUGCUACCAUGGGAAAUGAUGGGAAGCCUUUCAGCGAUUCGAUAGAGGAAAAGAACAUGCAGUUCCUUGCACGACAGCACAGCUUAAGUAGUACUGGUCAGGUCCCAUAUCUGUCCUCAUGCUCAAGCUUUUCGAACCCAAAAGAAGAAGAAAUUUUCAAAGAAGGAAACUGGGAUGAGCUCAUGCCAAUGGUAGAAUUUGCUGUUAACCCAUCACUGCUAUAUAGUUUUAGGUAAAGGGUAGAAAAACACUAACGUUUCGUAUAAAUUUGUAGUAAAUUUGUACCGACCUGCAUGUUCCUCCAGAUUUUCCUUA